CGCUGAGUAGCCAUUUUGGUCCCACCUAAAACAGACGGAGCAGCUCCACUUUGGGUCGUCGGAGAUGGAAGAAAUCCGACUCGACGGCGAGUAUUUCAGCCACCAAAACCUUGUGAAUCCCUCCAGGAAACACCGGGCGGUGACACUCGACGCCAUGGCUACUCUUUAAACUGUUUUUUGGUGCAAAGAAUAAAACCUUUGGGGACUGAUUCUGUUUUUUUUUAAAGUGGCGACCAGCGGCGUCUUAACGUUACUUUAGUUAGCUUCACUUGACACGGGCACUGAUUCGAGUUUUACACCUGGGCCCGAGAGGACGCGUCAUGUGAGUAAAGCGAACCUCGGAGCGUUUUUUAAUUAUUUUUUUUUUAGUGAAGGAUUUGUUUUCAUUCCGGUCCCCUGCAGUUCAGGUGCUCGUCUCUAACACGUCCGGUUUGGUUUCGAAAAUUGUCACGAUCCAUGCGGAGACCGCUUCCCCCCGGAGAGCCCCGCUGCACCGCAACGCCAUAAGCUGCGGGCUUCCUUCCGCUCACCGGGCUGAGCGAAGUGCCGGAUCCUUUCCUUCGGUGGGUGGCGGGAGUCCUCAGACGGCCACUGGUGGGAUUAAGGACAAAUAAAAGAGAUGUCAACAAAAACUCCUCUGCCAACGGUCAACGAGAAGGUGACGGAGAGUCACACCUCUCACAGCAAUGGGCGCCAGGAGGUCAGCGUGCGCUCGGCCCGGACCGGCGUCCGAUCCCGCGGCUCCGAGGAGCCGCAGCAGCCACACGUGGGGAAACUAGGGCUGCUCAAAACCAUCGGCAAGGGCAACUUCGCCAAGGUGAAGCUGGCCCGACACAUCCUGACCGGCAGAGAGGUGGCGAUUAAGAUAAUCGACAAGACGCAGCUGAACCCAAACAGCCUUCAGAAGCUCUUUCGAGAAGUCCGUAUCAUGAAGAUAUUGAACCACCCAAAUAUCGUCAAGCUCUUCGAGGUGAUCGAGACUGAGCGGACGCUCUACCUGGUGAUGGAGUACGCGAGCGGAGGGGAGGUGUUUGACUACCUGGUCGCACAUGGACGAAUGAAGGAGAAAGAGGCCAGGUCUAAAUUUAGACAGAUCGUAUCGGCGGUGCAGUACUGCCACCAGAAGCACAUCGUUCACAGAGACCUCAAGGCGGAGAACCUGCUCCUCGACGCCGACAUGAACAUCAAGAUCGCCGACUUCGGCUUCAGCAACGAGUUCACGAUGGGCAACAAGCUGGACACGUUCUGCGGGUCGCCGCCCUACGCCGCGCCCGAGCUCUUCCAGGGGAAGAAGUACGACGGGCCCGAGGUGGACGUGUGGAGCCUCGGGGUCAUCCUGUACACGCUGGUCAGCGGCUCGCUGCCCUUCGACGGCCAGAACCUGAAGGAGCUGCGUGAGCGCGUGCUGCGCGGGAAGUACCGCAUCCCCUUCUACAUGUCCACGGACUGCGAGAACCUCCUCAAACGCUUCCUGGUGCUCAACCCGUCCAAGCGGGGGACGCUCGAGCAAAUCAUGAAGGAUCGAUGGAUCAACGCCGGCUUUGAAGAAGACGAGCUGAAGCCGUACAUCGAGCCGGAGCUGGACAUCACGGAUCAGAAGAGAAUCGAUGUGAUGGUCGGGAUGGGCUACAACCUGGAGGAGAUCCAGGAGUCUUUGGCCAAGAUGAAGUAUGACGAGAUCACAGCCUCCUACCUGCUGCUGGGCCGCAAGGCCUCCGAGAUGGAGCCCAGCGAGUCGGCCUCCAGCAGCAACUUGUCUCUGGCCAAAGCGCGGCCGAGCAGCGAGCUCAACGGACAGUCGCCCUCCCACCUCAAGGUGCAACGCAGCGUCUCCUCCAACCACAAGCAGAGGCGCUACAGCGAGCAGGUCGGUCAGAACGUCCCUCCUGGGAUGUCCCACCCAAAGAGGAGUCCGACCACCACAGCGGAGAACAGCGCCAAGGAGGAAGGCGGAGUCCAAAUGCGUAAACCCAGCGCUCCGCCCGCCUCCCCCCUGCUGGGCAACGCCAACAACCCCAACAAGGCCGACAUCCCCGACCGCAGGAAAGGCGCCACCACCGGGCCGAGCAGCAACGCGGCGGCGGCGGCGGCGAUGACCCGGAGGAACACGUACGUCUGCAGCGACCGGAACAAUGGCGACCGGCUGUCCGUCAUCCCCAACGGGAAGGAGAACAGCAUGACUGAGAUGGCGUGUGCCACUAGCCCCUCCUCCGGCUUUGCGGGCGCUGCGUUCGGUGCCUCGUCCGGUUCGGUGCGGCUGAGGUACCAGAACGCCGGCCCGGCGGGCUGGGCCACGCUGCCCCACUCCUACUACGCCCUGGACUACUGCUCGCCCAACGUCGCAGCGUCGCCCGGCGGGCAGAGGAACCCGGUGGCGUCGAUCAACAGCAUCGCCAACGCCUCCACCCCCGACCGCCUGCGCUUCCCGCGCGGCACCGCCAGCCGCAGCACCUUCCACGGCGGCCAGCUGAGGGACCGCCGCACGGCCACCUACAACGGGCCCCCCGCCUCGCCCACGCUGUCCCACGACGCCACGCCCCUCUCCCAGACCCGCAGCCGUGGAACCAGCAACCUCUUCUCCAAGCUCACCUCCAAGCUCACCCGCAGAAACAUGUCAUUCAGGUUUACCAAAAGAGUCUCAACCGAGUUUGAGAGAAACGGGAGACUUGAGGGCUCAAGUCGCCAUGUACCUGGGGAUCAAAAAGGGGAAAACAAAGACGGUAAACCCCGCGCCCUCCGAUUCACUUGGAGUAUGAGGACCACCAGCUCCAUGGAGCCCUGUGACAUCAUGCGGGAGAUUCGCAAGGUGCUCGACGCCAACAACUGCGACUACGAGCAGCAAGAGAGUUUCCUGCUGCUGUGCGUGCACGGGGACGGGCGGGCGGAGAACCUGGUGCAGUGGGAGAUGGAGGUCUGCAAGCUGCCGCGCCUCUCGCUCAACGGCGUCCGCUUCAAACGGAUAUCCGGAUCAUCCAUCGCUUUCAAAAACAUUGCUUCCAAAGUUGCCAAUGAGUUAAAGCUAUGAGCAAAAGAAAAAAAAGGGGGGAGGGGGGGUUAAAGUAUAUAUAAAUAUAUCUAGAAGUAUUUAAGCUGUACAAUCAUCCAAGUAGCAGUUUCCAAAUGUCUCUUUUUCUAAACAAAAUACAGAGUAUGUAUUGAAUAUUCUAAUGUAUAGAUUAAGGCUUUUGGCAAUAAUCACUGAAUUACCUACUAAUAUCUGUCUAUCCAGGCCGACAUUAACGAGUUGAAUAUUUGUUAUGCUGUGAAUGGACAAAAAAAUUAAACAUUUCUAUUCUUAUUUAUUUCAUCUUAUUUUUCCUGCUGGGAAAAAUAAAAACAUUAUGUAGUUUUCAGUGUAAAUAUUCUCUUUACUUUCCACACGGCUUCACUGCAAUACGCAUUGUUUCUUUUGUAUUUAGUUUAAAAAGUAGAGAUGUGGAGUCUGUAAAUGGUCACAUGGUUUAUGGGUCACUCAUGUCUCAAUUAAAGUGUCAACUUGAA
Gasterosteus aculeatus aculeatus (three-spined stickleback) is the source of this 3501-nucleotide messenger RNA. Lineage: Eukaryota; Metazoa; Chordata; Actinopteri; Perciformes; Gasterosteidae. The record is from RefSeq and is a predicted model, not a curated record.